Seminavis robusta is the source of this 1266-nucleotide messenger RNA. The record is from the annotation of a GenBank genome assembly. NCBI's taxonomy places the organism in Eukaryota, Bacillariophyta, Bacillariophyceae, Naviculales, Naviculaceae.
AUGAUGAUUGCGUUACCUUGUUUAUGCCUGAUAACACAGUUGCUUGGCUGUCUUCUUCUCGAGGCAAAUGCCUUUGUCAUUGGCAAUUCCAUUCGAUCCGAUCGAGACGGAAGUAACACGCGUCUAUUUGCUACAGCAGCAUCAGGCCCAAGUACUACUACCAGUAGUAGAAACAGCCGUCCAAGAGAUCUUGACCAGCUCAAGCUGAUUUGCAGUGACGUGGAUGGAGCGCUUAUUCACUACCCCAAGAGUAGUGAUAAUGCUACCGGCGGCAACAAGAAGAAGGACAAUGAUUCCAAUACUAUUUUGGCACUUCCACCCAGCGCGACAGGGAUGAAAGGAAUUAUUUCCUCCCAAACCUUGCAGCAGUGUCGUGAUUUACGACAAGAAGGAGUCAAGUUGGUCCUGGUCAGUGGGAUGCGAACAUCCACCUUACUCAAUCGAUUGCCCUAUCUGCCAAGGGCCGAUGCGUAUGCCACCGAGGCCGGUGGCCGUAUCUUUUAUCCUACUACUACCGCCGAUGAUCCAGACCACUCCUGGACACCCCUGGAAUUUACCGGUGCACUGCCAGACGAUUUGGUACCCUUUGGAUUGGUGGAAGAUGAAACCUGGAGGGAACGAAUCUCCAACGCCGCUGGAAAAGAUGGGUAUGCCGGCAAUGAAGUGUCUUCCGACCGACUUUGCGACGAAGAGGACGACGAUGCCGAAUGUCUUAUUGACUAUGACAAUCCCUAUGGAUUCCCCAAACAACAAGACAUCAUUCCAAUCCAACAACGGAAGGGAGCAUUGUGGGACUUUGCACGACAAUUACAAGACGACUUUGAAAUGGUUCUCGAUACCAAGAGUUAUUCCACUUGUUUUCGUGUCAAUCGCAAACACCAAUUGCAGAAUGACGAUGGACAGGACACAUUCCAAGCACUACUCCAGGGUGAUAUUCCCCUUCCGCCUCAACUUGCAAUUAGCACCAACCUGGGUUGCAUCGAUGUUUAUCCCGUAUCUUCUGGAAAGCGGAACUGUUGUCAGUACCUUGCCGACUCCCUAAACCUCAAGUUGGCAAGAGAAAGCGUCUGUAUCUGCGAUGACGACAAUGACAUUGAAAUGGCAUUGGCCUGUGCACACGCUUAUAUUCCUGCACUGACAUCCGAAAGUGUCGUUCAAUGUAUACACGACAAUCCACACAAGCUGACACAGACAUUUCAACAGGGCCUUGUGGAAGAGACCCUGGCUACAGAAGCGGCGCUCCAAAUGAUUCAAGAAUCUUUAUAA